Molecule: messenger RNA, 4285 nt
Organism: Dinoponera quadriceps
Lineage: Eukaryota; Metazoa; Arthropoda; Insecta; Hymenoptera; Formicidae
Product: pre-mRNA-splicing factor ATP-dependent RNA helicase PRP16
Exons: 4
Coding region: 271-3657 (1128 amino acids)
Biological process (GO): mRNA splicing, via spliceosome
Cellular component (GO): intracellular anatomical structure; spliceosomal complex
Molecular function (GO): ATP binding; RNA binding
Source: RefSeq, a predicted model, not a curated record
UCAGUCACUUUGUGAUUUUUUGGGGCGUUAGCACAAGAGUUAUUUUGUUGACUGUGCAAGACUAUGCAAAUAUAUCUUGCAAUAGUAUCGUAAAUGUGUAUCGCUUGUAAAUUGUUCAAGACCCGAAUGUGCUUCCACUACUUUGUUGAAAGUUGUUCAGUGAAAAGAUUUGUAAUUUUAAAAUACAAUGUCACUUUGUUGAUGUCCAACGUCUGUUGAUUUGUUGACGAUCUCGUGGUUUCAGCUGUAUAAACAUAUCAGGAGGGGAAAAUGAAUGACCCGAGCUUGUACCGAUUAGAAGGGACCGAUACGAGCCAAACCGGAGGUCUGGUCAUCCGUAAGAAAGCUUCGGACCACACUUUCAAGAAACCGGAAACGUCUGUGUUAGGCCUCGACAAGCUCGCGGAGCGUAAGAGGAGGGAGCAAUCGCAGGAACCCACCAGCUCGAAAUCUAAGUCCGAAGGUAAGGACCGAAGGUAUCGGUCUUACAAGGAAGAAACUCCCACCCACACAGGCGGUGUGAAUUACGAGGCGCAACGACAACUGGAGUCUCGGCUCAAGCGUCAGAGACUGAACGACGACCGGAGUUCGAGGAAUUCUCACCGAGACCGCGAGAGAGAUCGCGACAGACGGCGGGACAGGGAGAGCAGAAGCAGAGACAGCGUGAGGCAGACUCCGCUCAGAUUCAGGGAUGAGCCGCAGACACCGAAAUUCCGUACGAAGGAUCCUACCUCCAAGAGCAACUGGGACGACGACGAGGACGAGGAGCCGAAACGCUCGAGCUGGGACCACCCGACUCCGAACAUCUACGGCAACCGGGAGGGCCGCGACAGCGUCAGGAGCGAGUUCACUCCCUCCUACAAGUACAAUCCUUGGAACAAGGACCCGAAGAAUUCCGGCGCCACGCCGAUGAUAGACGGGGAGGAGAAGGAAAUGUGGGAGGAGGAGCAGCAGAGGCUGGACAGGGAGUGGUACGCGUUGGACGACGGGGAGAACAACGCGUUCGCCAACGUGUCCGAGGAGUACACGCGGAAGAAGGAGAUGGAGCUGGAAGCGAGGAGGCAGAAGCGCGUCUCGGCGCAGCAACGGCAGAUAAACAAGGACAACGAGCUGUGGGAGCGCAACCGUAUGCUAACGUCGGGUGUCGUGAGCUCCCUGGAGCACGACGACGACCCCGACGACGAGGGGGAGGCGAGGGUGCACUUGCUGGUGCACAACGUGGUGCCGCCGUUCCUCGACGGGCGGAUCGUGUUCACGAAGCAGCCGGAGCCGGUCGUGCCUGUGCGCGACCCCACCUCCGACAUGGCCCUGGUAGCGAGGAAAGGCUCGGCAUUGGUGCGGGCGUACCGCGAGCAGAAGGAGCGACGUAGGGCGCAGAAGAAGCAUUGGGAGCUGGCUGGCACGCACAUCGGCAACAUCAUGGGCGUGCACGACCGGCGCAAGGACGACAAGGAACUCGCGGGACAGGAGACGGACUUCAAGGCCGGGCAGAAGUACGCCCGGCACAUAGGAGCCGGCGAGGUGACGGGAGAGGCGAAACACAGGUCCAUCCAGCAUCAGAGAAGGAGCCUGCCGGUGUUCGCGGUGCGUCAAGAACUGCUGAACGUCAUCCGGGAGAACAGCGUCGUCGUGAUUGUCGGCGAGACCGGUAGCGGCAAGACCACGCAGUUGACGCAGUAUCUUCACGAGGACGGUUACAGUCGCAACGGUAUAAUCGGUUGCACCCAGCCGAGGAGAGUCGCCGCCAUGUCCGUCGCGAAGAGAGUGUCCGACGAGAUGGCCACUGCCCUAGGCGACAAGGUCGGAUAUGCGAUACGUUUCGAGGACUGUACUUCCAAAGAUACGGUGAUCAAGUAUAUGACCGAUGGUAUUUUGCUGCGAGAGAGUUUGAGGGAAGGAGAUCUGGACCGUUACAGUGUAAUUAUAAUGGACGAGGCUCAUGAACGGUCGCUUUCUACGGACGUGUUGUUCGGUCUCCUUAGAGAGGUCGUUGCCAGGCGACACGAUCUCAAGCUGAUCGUGACUUCCGCGACGAUGGACUGCAGCAAGUUCUCCGCUUUCUUCGGCAACGCCGCGACGUUCCAGAUACCCGGGCGCACGUUCCCCGUGGAGGUGUUGCACGCGAAGAACCCGGUCGACGAUUACGUGGACGCGGCUGUGAAGCAGGUCUUGCAGAUCCACCUGCAACCCAAGAGCGGCGACGUGCUGGUCUUCAUGCCCGGUCAGGAGGACAUCGAAGUCACCUGCGAGGCCCUGAAAGAACGUUUGGCCGAGAUCGAGUCGGCACCGCCUCUCUCGAUACUGCCGAUUUACUCGCAAUUACCGUCGGACCUGCAGGCGAAGAUCUUCCAGCGCUCCGAAGGUGGCCUUCGCAAGUGCGUCGUGGCGACCAACAUCGCGGAAACGUCCCUGACGGUUGACGGAAUCGUCUUCGUCGUCGACUCGGGAUACUGCAAGUUGAAAGUGUACAAUCCGCGGAUAGGUAUGGACGCUUUGCAGGUGUACCCUGUAUCAAGAGCUAACGCCGAUCAGAGAUCCGGUAGAGCGGGUCGUACCGGUCCCGGUCAGUGCUACCGGCUGUACACGCGAAGACAAUAUCUGGACGAGUUACUGCUGACCGGAGUGCCGGAGAUACAACGUACGAACUUGGCUAACACGGUGCUGCUGCUGAAGUCCCUGGGAGUCCAAGAUCUAUUGGCGUUCCACUUCAUGGACCCGCCGCCGCAGGACAACAUCCUCAAUUCCCUGUACCAGUUGUGGAUUUUGGGCGCGCUCGACCACACCGGCCGCUUGACUCCUCUCGGCCGGCAGAUGGCGGAGUUCCCGUUGGACCCGCCGCAAUGUCAAAUGCUCAUAGUCGCUUCCCAGCUCGGCUGUACCGCCGACAUCCUCAUCAUAGUCUCCAUGCUCUCGGUACCGUCGAUCUUCUAUCGGCCGAAGGGCCGCGAAGAGGACUCGGAUUCGGCGCGUGAAAAGUUCCAGGUGCCUGAGUCCGAUCAUCUGACCUACCUGAACGUGUACAACCAGUGGAAGGCGAACGGGUAUUCGAGUUCCUGGUGCAACGACCACUUCAUCCACGCGAAGGCGAUGCGCAAGGUGCGAGAGGUGCGGUCGCAGCUCGAGGAGAUCCUGAAGCAGCAGAAGAUGGACGUGGUCAGCUGCGGCACCGACUGGGACGUCGUGCGGAAGUGCAUCUGCUCGGCGUACUUCCACCAAGCGGCACGUCUCAAGGGUAUCGGCGAGUACGUCAAUUGUCGCACCGGGAUGCCGUGCCACCUCCAUCCGACCUCGGCUCUCUUCGGCAUGGGCUUCACGCCCGACUACGUAGUCUAUCACGAGCUUGUGAUGACGGCCAAGGAGUACAUGCAGUGCGUCACCGCGGUCGAUGGCCACUGGUUGGCCGAGCUGGGCCCCAUGUUCUUCAGCGUGAAGGAGACCGGCCGAAGCGGCCGCGCCAAGCGGCGGCAAGCGAUGCAGCACUUGCACGAGAUGGAGCAUCAGAUGAAGGAGGCCGAAGAGGAGAUGAAGGCGCGCGCCCAAGAACAGCUCGAGCGCGAGCAAGCCUCGGUCCGGAAGAAGGAGAUCCUGACGCCCGGCAUCAGAGAGCCCGGCACCCCCGCUCCGUAUCGCAACACUCCUGGAAGAUUGGGCCUGUAAUCUGUUCCUCCCGUGUGCAUAUUACAAGUCAAUAGACGUCACUGUCGCGCAACAAGACGUUGGAUUGUCUGCCAGUUGCUAUUUAACGUGUACUUCAUCCGCCGUGAUAGAAUUCUCGUAAAACGUAAGACGAAGUGUAAGUCAACAGUGAUCGGAUCGUCGAGACCUCCGCAUUUUUGUUUGCGGAAACGCCCAUACCAAUCGUAAUUUAUGUGUAAUUGUAUGUCACAGUCACGAGUCCUGAGCUGAUAUAAGGAUGUAAUAAUAUUGUCAAGGUAUCCUGUAUCUACAGGAUAAUCAGUAUACGUAAGAAAAGUAAGAGGGUUUUUAGAUGAUAACUAUUAAUGUUAUUAAACUAUUAAUGUAGAUCAAUUUUAAGUAAUAUAACUCGACUAUGUAUGUGUAUAUGCGACAGCGUUGGGUAUGAUAUGUACAAAAACGUUUUUUGUAAAUAAAAUUAUUUUUAUUACAACACAUCUCGUGUGUACUUGUGCUUAUAUGCUUGUGUGUAUGCAUAAUGUUCUUUAGGCAAAACAAAUAAUCCUGAACUUCAUUUCUCACAAAAUGACAUUGUAUUUUGGUACCUCUAAUACAAUCAAAAUAUGCUCAAAAAAGGAAAAAAAAAAAA